This is a messenger RNA of Euleptes europaea (tarantolino), 468 nucleotides long. RefSeq names its product protein EOLA1-like. The transcript has 2 exons. Lineage: Eukaryota; Metazoa; Chordata; Lepidosauria; Squamata; Sphaerodactylidae. The record is from RefSeq and is a predicted model, not a curated record.
AUGAAGUUUGCCUGUCUUUCCUUCCGAUAACCAUAUGCUGGCUUAGUUUUAAAUAAAGUCAAAACGAUAGAGACCCGUUGGCGACCAUUGCUGGCCAAGUACAAGUCCUGCACCCUUGCUAUCCACAUUGCUUUUAAAGACUGGGAUGACAUAACCUGGAAAGAUAUCCUUGGGAGCAGACUUGGCAUGACGCUGCCUCAGAUUGAAGGAUUGCUAUAUGAAGGUGAAAAGUUUGGCAGAGGUGUUAUAGCUGGGCUAAUUGACACUGGAGAGACAUCACAGUGUCCAGAAAACUUACCUCCUGAAGAUCUUCUGGAUCUGGAAAAUAAAGCCAUACUCUUGGGCUUGGAGCAGAAAUACUUGACAGUUAUUUCAAACCCGAGGUGGUUGCUAGAACCAAUUCCUACCUGAGGGCGCAAAGAUGUCUGGCAAGUGGAAAUCCCAGAUGAGCUCAUUCCUUCCAUGUAA